UUGUUGUCAGACAUAGCUGCUGGACAUGGUCAUGAACAUGGACAUUGUCAUGGUAAAGUGGAACUUCCAGAUUACAGACAGUGGAAAACUGAAGAGAUGCCUUUAGAAAUGAUGCAGAAGAAGCUUGCUGCCCGAGGGCUGAGGGAUCCACGGACUUACAAUGAGGCUUGGAGAUACAUGGGUGACUUUGCAAGCAACAUCACUUCCAUGAGCGUAAUAGUAAAAGGAUUCAAAUUGGGGUUUGCUGCAUUUGUGGUAGCUUUAGGGGCUGAAUAUUUCCUGGCUUCCCAGAAUGAGGAUAAGAAUCCCAGAAUGAGCAUCACUGAAGAGAGCACUUUGUGACAUCUUUCAUGAAAAUAAGAUUCUCUCACUGUAGCAUCCUUGGCUGUUUGUUUGUUCUUGAGAGAAUAUUAGUAUGGUUUAAUAAAGAAAGGAAACUGGAAAAUAAAGACAAGCUCAGGUCUCUUCCCCUGUUUUACUGCUUGGCAAAGUCAAAAAAAAUCCUUUUUCUCCUGUUUCCAUCAGCAUUUGGUGUCUUGCAUCUUGGCUUAGCACUCUCAGCAGACACACAGAUGUUACUGGCACAGUCAUCUCACAAAGGAGACAUUCAGAGGAGGUUUUUGGAAAGACAGAACAGUUGAACAAAGGUGACAAGAAACAGCCACCCAGGAAGUGAUGUGGCAUUUGACUCUUUUAGGGUUACUGCUUCAGUCUUUUUAGGUUCUAAUGGAGAAAAAAACACUCCCUUUCAUUAAUUCUCAUUAUCAAUCAAAAGAGGUAACAUAUCACUGAAGCCAGCUUGACUUCUCCCUGAGGCUGGAAGGACUCUAGCAUUGUGUUUUAACCCAGACCCAUUAGUUUGUUGUUUGGUUAGGAUAUCUUUCUCUAAAAAAACCCUGACUUGAAGGAUCAAUAUGACUCUUAGCCAUUGGCCAUGUUAUGUGUAGUUUCAUCUCUCCAGGUUUUCUGGGCAGAGUAAUGCUGAGGAUCUAGUAUGUACCACCUCUUUCCUCCUUCCUCCAUCAUGCUAUGCAUCUCUGAAUGUUAGCUGAUGUUCUUCACAGAUUCACCAUCCUUUGGUUGGCCCCAUCUUCCUCUGUCUACACGGAGUAGGUUCUACCACAUAGGCUCUGGAUAUAUCCAGGGAAACUGCAGGAAAUGGCAUCAUCAGAUUAUUCUGUUUGUGAGACAUCCAUGCUUUCUAUUUUCAUUGCUAAAUGCCUUUCCUUAUGCAGUGGAUCAUGCCGGGUCAAGGCUUUUGGCAUAGUUUGUGGGCUCAUGACAGGAUUCUAAUGUAUUCUUUUGGUAUUUUCUUCAGUUUUGUUAUAUUUCAUGUAAACAAUAAUUGUAUUUGUAGUCUUAGUUAGGCAACAAGGUGGACAAAUAGGAAAGAGCACAAAUGCCCUUUGUGGGAAGAAGUGGAUAGUUCUUUACUUGGACAGAUUUGUAUAGGAGCUGAGACCACCCCCCCAUGCAUAUUACAUUAUUCAUAAAAUGGUGAUAAGAGAGAGUAACUGCCUUUUUUCUAUUGGAAAUACAUUUUUUCAUACACUAUAUUCUGAUUAUGGUUUUCCUGUCUUACUUUCCCACCCACAUGUCUAUAUCCUUUUUUCCUCUCUCAUGUUCUCCCUCAUUUGAAAACAAUCAUCUAAAAAAUAUAAAAUAAGGUAAAAUAAAAACAAACAAACCAGAAUAGGAUAAAACAAACAACAAACAGAAAAAAAUGGCCAAAGAAAAAGCUCAAGAAAUACAGACAUAGACACAUAUAUCCACACAUAAGAAAAAAAUCUCAUAAAAACACAAACUCAGAAACCAUAAUAUAAGCAAAAGAUCUAUGAAGUAAAAAAGAAUUUGCUCAGACAAGGAAUUCUGAGACAGAAAAAGGAACCCUCCAAAAAUAUUGAGUUCAUUUUGUGUUGACCGUCUAUUGCUGUGCAUGGGACCUGCUCUUCAGUGUGGUUCGUACAGCCAGUGAGACUGUUGGAGAAAGAAUAACCACUUUCAAAAGCAAAUAGGCACAGAUGAUAGAGAACUAUGAUUUGUAGGUAUGUCUUUCCCCUCCAGAACAGGCAAACGUGUGGUAUGUUUAAAAUGAAGAGUCAUUGCACAUUUUGCGAAGGAAUGUUAAAUUUAUUUAACCUUAAAACACGAGUCUGAUUUUUUUUUUUUUAUUAACUUGAGUAUUUCUUAUAUACAUUUCAAGUGUUAUUCCCUUUCCCGGUUUCCGGGCAAAAUCCCCCUCCCCCCUCCCCUUCCUUAUGGGUGUUCCCCUCCCAACCCUCCCCCCAUUGCCGCCCUCCCCCCAUAGUCUAGUUCACU
Rattus norvegicus (Norway rat) is the source of this 2319-nucleotide messenger RNA. Lineage: Eukaryota; Metazoa; Chordata; Mammalia; Rodentia; Muridae. The record is from RefSeq and is a predicted model, not a curated record.